GCUUUGAGGGGAACUCUACCAUGCAGUCCAUCAUGAAUUUCAAUGGACUCCAACGCCGGGGAAGUGAGGACAGCUACAUUCUGGACAAUUCUGUGAUGAAGAAAGGCCGCCUGUGGUACCGGCUUUCACUGAAGGGCAGCAAUGAUAGAUACCACAGCAACAGCGAGACUCUGCCCAGGGGAUGGAAACGGACUCAGCAAACCAGCACCAACUCGCUGAUUGACUACGCCGACCCCCAGAGGACCACAGUUGUACUGAAGAAGGAAGACAACGAGUCAUUUGGAUUUGAAAUUCAGACCUAUGGCGUGCAGGUGAAGAACAGUUCGGCGGUGGAGAUGUGCACGUUUGUGUGCAAGGUACAAGAGGACAGUGCUGCUGAGAGUGCUGGCCUAACCACAGGUGACGUCAUCAUCAAGAUCAAUGGCGUGAGCAUUGAAGGAUCAUCACAUCAGCACAUAGUUGAUCUGAUUCGAGAGUCCGCCAACUUAGUGAAGCUGGAGACUGUAUUCAACACUGUUGUGAGGCGGAUUGAGCUGGAGAAGAAGGUGGCUUUGCUCAAGCAAAGACUACGAGAGAAGUUGUCGGCGCUACAAGCCCUUACGUUACAGGAAAAGCGCUUGAUGCGAGCUAACCUGAAUGACACCAGCUCACAUCCCUCCUUGGAGUCCCAGGUCUCCCAUGACUCCCUCACAGACAGCGAUGGCCGACGUUUGUCUAGCAGCAGCAGCUGGAGGAGUGUGAUGACCGAGGACAGUGUGUUCGGUGACCUUUGCUCUCCCAGCUCCGGCAGUGCAGCUAGCACCUCGGAUGACAGCUGCUUCUUCUCCAGAGAUUUUACAGGCCCCAGGAGACCCAUAUCCAGUCCCAGCCCUCAUCAAAACCUUCAUCGCACAAGCAGCUCAAGUUUGGCUGGCAGUAGCAGCUCUAUUUCCCCUAUCUGGGACGAAGCCAGGGCCUCCACUUUGUUUGGUACUCUGCCAAGGAAAGGCCGUCGAGUUAGCGUUCGCAAACAUAUUCUCAAGUUAAUCCCCAGGCUGCAGAACUCAGUUGAGGAAGAAGAGAUGGGACCGAAUGCUGAGGCCGCCGCAACUUAGGUGGCAGCUCGUUCUUUUGUCUUUGACAGAAAUAAACUCUUGAGUUCAGUGUUCAAGAGCUCCUACCUGUGAUGGAGCUGAAGGCUAACAAGACCACUGGUGCUUAAACCUUGUUCACAGACUGAAAAUGGGAAAAUGGACCUAUUGAAAAAUGUUUCACACUUAAAAAAGACAGAGGACAGGAGUUCCUGUUUUAAACAUGUUUUUUUUUUCUUGAGGGGAAGAGAGAGAAAAAAACCCAGACAUUAUAGUCUGUCUUUCCUCUCAUACCAGUUCAGCGUAGAGGAUUCUGAGCUUUGAUGGAGCACAUGACUCAAAAUCAGCCUCACAGUAUGUUAUUAUAAAAAACACAAAGCAUUAUGAAUAUGAAAAAUGUUCAUCAAUUGAACAAACCUUGGGUGUGUUAUGUAGAAAAGACUGUGGCAAUGAAUGCAUGUAGCAUAUACGCAAUAACAUAACUGAAAAAGCAUUUGCUUUGCCACUAUGAGAGAGAGUGAGGGAUCGACAUUGAUCGUCAUAACUGUAAAAACUGUUGCACGCAGAAUUCAGACGCUGUAUUCAUGUUGCACUUCUUAGUGUGAUCACAGUAUGAUCCAAAAUGAUGUGCAAGCCUCCUCUUGUUUCCCAUGCAAACUGUAUAAUUAUGAGAGAGUUGAUGUGGUAUUUUAUUUGAUGGGUCCAUGUCGACAGUUCACUAAUGUUGACAGCUUACCUGCAGCUCUGGCAUGUUCACCUAUGGAGCUCAAAACCCAUAGCCCUUCACCACACAGACAACUUCUCAGAUCAAAACAGGAUGUGGGAAGAACAGCUACUACCGAUUUACGUAUUUUCACUUCCAAAAUCACUUUCAGGUUAUGUACAAUUCGUUGUCAGUGUUUCACAAACACACUGCUGCACAGAAAAGGUUUGCUGUGUUUUACCAAUACGUUAAAAGUAAUAUGAUGAUGCGAUGGUGCAACAUACAAUGAAAGAGCAGGUAAUUCUUACUGAUGCUCUAUCCUGUGUUUUGUCCUUGCUUGUGUGUUCCUGACAACAAAAUUGGACCAAAAUUUGUCUGACCAGGACAUUUGACUUGUAAAAAAUGUAAAUUUACAUGAAUGAAAGUGAAUAAAGGUUUAUUG
Lampris incognitus (smalleye Pacific opah) is the source of this 2215-nucleotide messenger RNA. RefSeq names its product cytohesin 1 interacting protein (gene cytip). Gene Ontology annotation, molecular function: protein binding. The record is from RefSeq and is a predicted model, not a curated record. NCBI's taxonomy places the organism in Eukaryota, Metazoa, Chordata, Actinopteri, Lampriformes, Lampridae. The coding region runs from base 21 to 1094 and encodes 357 amino acids. The transcript is spliced from 8 exons.